Cylicocyclus nassatus is the source of this 4353-nucleotide messenger RNA. NCBI's taxonomy places the organism in Eukaryota, Metazoa, Nematoda, Chromadorea, Rhabditida, Strongylidae. The record is from the annotation of a GenBank genome assembly.
AGCUCUUUUUUUGAUAUAUCAGAUGACUCGGCGAAGAGCUCGCAAGCCGAGUCCCAUACCUGAAGAAGAAAGGCCUUCGCCAUCAGUUUCUCCGGAGCUUGGAUUCCAAGAUGAGAUUGAUAGGAUCAUAAAUGAGAACUGCAAUGAGAAUGAAAACUCCAACGACACAGACACAAUCUCUACCACUAGCUCUCGUGCUGGCUCACGCGUUGGCUCUAGAAAGAAACGUGGACCAAAGAUUGUGGUGAACAAGAAUGAUGACGUUUUGAUCGCGUUUUUAGAAGAAAAAAUCGUUGAUGCUUUUCAAACUGUUUAUACAACUACGUGUGGUAUCGCCGGUCCGCAGUAUGCCUCUGAAAUGCUUCAGGACGCUUUCACAAAGGUUCAAGAGUUGGGCGAUGACGAUAAGCCUAGGAUAAAAAAGAUCUUUUUUGAGAAAAUUGAAACAAGAUUGUGUUUUAUGGUUGAAGCACUAACUUCACUUGAUAACCGACGCAGAGUUUUUCGGUUUCUCGCUGACUUUUUCGUACAUCAGUGGAGGAAAGGCAUACCUGAUUUCCUGGAAUUCGUCAUCCAGUUUUGCGAGGAGCUGUCUAUAUGUGAAGACCCUAUAGUGAGGCAGAACGCCUGUACCCUGACAGGUUUUGUGCUUGGUGCUGGUAGAGGACAAUGUGACAUCGGUACGGCUCGUGCUCUUUCCGUGGACUACAGGCGACGACUAUACGAGAUUCUUCUCAGUCGUCAGAUAGAUAAGUCUGGUGCAGUACGAAGGGAAGUCAUUCUUUCGGUAGCAGAUAUUCAAGACGACGAGAUCCCGAAUGAUUUUCCAGAAGCAUUGGAAAGGAGCCCAAAAGACAUGAUCCUGAUGGGUUUACGAGACAGUGUAGCCGAUUGUCGACUUACUGCAGCAUUUGCCCUGAACGUCAUUGUACCUGAACAUGCUGAUUACAUCAUCGAAUUAGCUUCAUUUGAUCCAGCUACAAACGUUCGCGUAGUUGCGAUUCGUCAGCUGGCCACGCUACCGCUUACAUUUUUCACAGAACAACAACGAAUGGAUCUGCUGCGUGGUGUGGUCUUCGAAGAUGAGCCGUCUAUUGUGGAUGUUCUGUAUAAUGUGCUCAUAUCUGAAUGGCUGAAGUUUAUUCAUCGAGUGCAGGAGAAGAGAAAUCGGCGAAGGGUUCAUUGCGUAGAGGUCGAGGGAUCAGUCACAUACAUAAAGGAAGAAGUAGACGACUCAGACAUAAUGAAUCUCUCACAAAAUCUGAGAGACUUGAGAACCGACCAUGGCUAUGGUUCUGCUGCGCUCGGUUUACUGGUUAUGCUGGACUUCUGUGACGAUCCUGAGGCUGAACCAUUGACGCGGAGAGUUCUGUUUGUAGUUUUUGACGUCAUACGAGAAAAGCUCCAGUUGGAACAUAGUCAGCUAACCCAUUUUAUUUCAUCCCUCGUCAAUGAUAACACGCACCCUGAAGUUUUGUCAACGCAUAAUUACAGGACAUUGUUGAAUGAUAGCUUGUCGGGAACGGACCAGGCCCAAUAUGCAUUCUUUUGGCGGACUCUCAUCGAGUACUGCGCUGAACGUACAGAUAGUGAAUCCGAGCGCAUGGAAUGCAUCUACAUGCUAGCGCCGCCAUUGGCUGAGAUGUGUCAAAUGGUGCAGAGGCUGAAGACGCGAUACGAGCCAUCAAGUGAUAUCUACUGUCUCGACGAAGGUGCAACUCAAAUUUGUGACAUUCAACAGAUUGCACUUCUGCAUCUUCUUGGUAUACUCAGACAUUUGGAUCAUAAAGACGAAAUAGGAAUGAGUGAAUGGAGAAGUCUACUUCUGCUAAUCCUCAGAGAUCAGUUUUGGUCGAAAGAGAUCACUGACUGUGCGAUGAAUGAUCUUGCUGACUUCUUUUUUGAUGAGAAGCCUGAGCCAUUUCUUGCAACGUUGCACGAUUUCAUUAUCGAGGCAAUCACAAAUGCUCCUAGCCCAUCUGAGAUGAACGGAGGCGGCGAAUCGCCAAAUUCGCGACCAAAAAGACCACGGAGAUCUUUGGAUUUGCAUCAGGCAGAUGAACGUACAAGAAGAUUUUGUAUGCAAAUUACGCAUUCUAUGCUGCGUACUGGUGUUUUCACGAAGUUCAGUCCGAUCUUACAAAAACUCUACGAAGAUAUCAUCAGUCCAUGUCUCUCAACGGAAAAUAUCCAGCUUCGUAUCUGGGCUAUGGAAUCCGCUGCACUCCUUGGAGCUUUGGACCAACAGAUUGCUGCAGAAAUUCUUCCUAGCACAGCCACUGCAAUAGAGUCAGAUGAAGAGGCGCUCAAGAUAUCAGUUAUCGACGUGGUAGCGGAUUUGAUUGUCACCCAUGGCUGCAGAGAAGUAUUGAGUUGGUGCCGUAGCGCCGCUGGGGAUUCUGAUAAUGGGCGGAGCUUUAUAAAUGAGCUGAUUGACAUUGUAAUGUGUAAGAAAACUGGACCGCUCCUGUGCAUCAAAGCCUGUGAAUGCCUUGCCAAAAUUGUGAUAGUAGAAAGUCUUUCGACAGAGGAUAAUUAUCUGGUCGAGGCACUUGCUGCGCUAAUCUCGAGGAUGUUCCAUGCUUUCACGGUCAAAAUGCCUGCGGUGAAAAAUUGUCUAGAAUGCUUUUUUGGCAUGUAUCCAGCCGUCAGCAGAAAGAACCAACUGCUUCUGAUAGCAACGUUCCAUGAGCUUAUGUCUCACAUACGAAAUGCUUCUGGUGACGAGUUUGUUCUGCGCAUCAACAUAGCAGAUGCACUAAAUCUUAUCGUCAAUUCGACUUCCAGGGUUUUACUGCGUAAUUCUUCUGACAGAAAGGAAGGGUCAGUGCAACCACUUUUUAUGCGCGAAUUGUUGAGCUACGCAAAUGAGAAUCCGGAAGACACUUGUUCAUUGCUCUAUUGGGAAACAGCGGCUGCGUUAGAGUUGAACGAGUUCUCGCUGGAUCAAUUGAAAGAGACGCAAAAUUUCAUUACGGAAAAUAUGGAGAUGAUGAUUGCUAAUGCGGGAUUGAAGAGCAAGGUAGCCAGCGAAAUCAAAGGGUUGCUGCGUCAUGUAGAAAACGCUUUAGCGACUUACUCGUUGCGGAAAGCUGAGGAGCUUGAAGGUGAUGAUCGCCUCACGGAGCUGCGUGAUAAGUUUGGGCGCACCCCAGGACGAGGAAAAAGGCGUACACCAAAGACGUCGAAUAGUACGCCAGUGCGAUCGAGUAAACUAAGUGUGACCAAGAAGAAAAAGACUUCCACUAGCGCGAAAAAGACCACCCAGCAACUUUUGGAACGACAAGAAACACCAUCUCCUCUAUCAGUGGCGGGUUCACUGGUAACGCCAGUAGCACGCACGCGUCCAUUACUUAGCCGUUCUGCAAAGCAAGCUGCAGUCACCAAAACCAGGCGAUGGUUGUUUGAGAAGAAUGACAAUAGUGAUGAUGAAAGUCAGUAGCAGAUACUUCCGGUGUUUUUUUCCGGUUCCUCUACAAUGAUGAUUUCCUCACAUUUCUCAGCCUUAGUAUAUAUUGUCCUUCAUUUGAAAGCAGCGUCAAGGCAAAUCUGCGUACGUUAGGAUCAUGAAUGGGAACUGGUGAAGGGGCACCUAUUGAGGCACUGCCCAAGCUCAACGCAGGAGGAUUUUUUUUGGCCGAGAAUUUCAUCCCCAAAUCUCUCAGACUCCGAUCCGGUAGCGUAAGUAGCAUCGUGCUUGCAUGCUUUCGCUGUAUUUGAACCGAGUCCGGUCAGUUUCCGCGCGAGAUGCAGUCGUAUGCUAAAUAUGGUAUUGGAGCGGGGUAUAAUAGAUUUGCAGGUGGAUUUUUGGCAAUGGAGAAACCAAACGCGUUGCCUUGGGCAGUGCCUUGGUUAGAACCCUUCAUUAAUCUCCAUUUGAGAAACCACGCCUAGAUUUGCUUGGACACUGUCUUCAGGAUGUAAUUACAUCCUUACACAGCCGUUUCCAAAUACCUCUUUCAUGCUCAUCAACCUUUAUCUGUUGUGUACCGCAAUCGUAAUCACUUAAGCUUAAACUGUAUAGAUCUCUGUCGUCACUGCCAUUCUAAUCACCGCAAUCUCGUUUUUGCAUGAUAUUUACUCUCAUUUCAAUUGGGCAUUGCGUGCUGUUCCUCACAAUCCGUCUACGUGUAAUCAUAGAUCUUCGUUUAUGUUGGUUUGUGAAAAGUUCUUGAACAUAGCCUUGUGAUGCAAGUUCCCACACUCCUCUUUACCACCUCAGUCCCAAUUUCAGAGUUUACAAUAAACAGCGUGUGAGCUUGCUUCUUGAGCAUAGCCCUUAGCUAAGGAAAUCCCUCAACCUCACAAAGGAGACUCUUUCUUAUGCUCAUCUAAUGAUCAGUUCAUAUCUCC